This is a messenger RNA of Triticum turgidum subsp. durum (durum wheat), 1344 nucleotides long. Lineage: Eukaryota; Viridiplantae; Streptophyta; Magnoliopsida; Poales; Poaceae. The record is from the annotation of a GenBank genome assembly.
AUGGCGUGGGUUCAAAUGGAGACGACCGGCGGCAAGAUGCUGAAGCCGGUGUACUCGGCGCCGCACCCGCUCGCGGGCGAGAUGGUCCCGCUGACGCUCUUUGACCGCGCCGCCAUGGACAUCUUUGUCUCCCUCAUCCUCGUGUACCCCGCCCCGACUCCGUCCAACGAGGCGCUCGUGGAGGGCCUGCGCAGGGCUGUCGCGCCGUACCCUCACCUGGCCGGACGACUCGCGGUCGACCGCUCAGGCCGGCGCUCCAUCCACCUCAACAACGACGGCGUGCUUGUCCUGGACGCCGAGGUCCCUGUCGAUAUGGCGAGCGUGGUCGCCGACGGCUGCUUUACCGACACCACCGACGGCCUGUACCCUGCACUCCCGCUGCCGAAGGAGAACGUCGGGGCGGCGCUGCUGCAGAUCAAGCUGAACCGGUACAAGUGCGGCGGCCUCGUGAUCGGCAUCAUCCACCACCACCACGCGGCCGACGGCCACUCAUUCAGCAACUUCCUCACCACGUGGGCCAGCGCAGUUCGCCAAGCCAGCGAGUUCACCGCCCCGUCGCCUUCCCUCGACCGCACGGCGACUGCCGUGCCUCGGAGCGUGCCGACGCCGGCGUUCGACCACCGGUGCACCGAGUUCAGCGGAGAAGAAGACGGCCGUCGCAGGUCGAACUCCUACCCCACGUGCAAGAUCAAGAAUCUCACGUUGCGUUUCACGGCCGAGUUCGUCACAGAGCUCAAGGCCCGCGUCGGCGCCCCAUGCAGCACGUUCCAGUGCCUUCUCGCGCACGUGUGGAAGAAGAUCACGGCGGCGCGCCGCCUGAAGCCCGACGAGUUCACGCAGGUCAGGGUGGCCGUGGACUGCCGGGGCAGGGCCAACCCUGCCGUCCCGCCGGACUUCUUCGGGAACAUGGUUCUGUGGGCAUUCCCGAGGCUCCAAGUCCGGGACGUCCUGGGCUGGACCUACGGCGGCGUGGUAGGCGCCAUCCGCGACGCCAUCGGGCGCGUCGACGCCGCCUACAUCCAGUCGUUCGUGGACUUCGGGAGCGUGGCGGACGCGAACUGGGAGGAGCUCGCGGCGACGGCGCCAGACUUCGGCAUGAUGCUCUGCCCGGACCUGGAGGUGGACAGCAGUCUGGGUUUCAGGUUCCACCAGAUUGACCUCGGCAAUGGGCCGCCAUCCGCGUUCCUCAUGCCGGACUUGCCCGUCGAGGGGCUCAUGACAUUCGUGCCAUCGUGCUCAGCCAAGGGCAGCGUCGACGUCCACAUGGCCGUCGCCGAGGAUCACGUCGCGGCGCUUGAGCAUAUAUGCUACUCCUUGGACGAAAGAGCUAAACCGAAGUUGUAA